Solanum verrucosum is the source of this 2717-nucleotide messenger RNA. Its product is annotated as protein PLASTID MOVEMENT IMPAIRED 1. The coding region runs from base 10 to 2667 and encodes 885 amino acids. NCBI's taxonomy places the organism in Eukaryota, Viridiplantae, Streptophyta, Magnoliopsida, Solanales, Solanaceae. The transcript has a single exon. The record is from RefSeq and is a predicted model, not a curated record.
CUUCUUGUAAUGGCGGAUUAUAUAACUAAUAGAAGGAAUUCCAAUACACAAUUAUUGCAAGAACUUGAAGCACUUAGCGAAACACUCUAUCAACCACCAUCACACACUACAACAACUCGAAGAACCGCCUCCCUUGUCUUGCCUAGAGAUUCGAUCCCUCCAAUCGAGUCCCUAACAGGUGGUGCUAAAAAUGACAACGAUAUUGAUAGUAUCGUUGUCAAUCCUAAGCCGAGAGCCAGGCGGAUGUCAUUAUCCCCCUGGCGUUCUCGGCCUAAACAGGACAUCCAGAGCGAGGACAAUAUACAACAACAAAGCAAUACCAGCACCAACACCAGCACCAGUAACACAAAGUUAGUUAAGAAAUUGGAUAGCAAAGGAUCUGAUUCGAACUCCGAGAAGAAAGGCUUGUGGAACUGGAAACCAAUUCGAGCUCUUGCUCACAUUGGUAAGCAAAAGUUGAGUUGUUUAUUCUCAGUUGAAGUCGUGACCGUUCAAGGACUACCAGCGUCCAUGAACGGUCUACGACUAUCUGUUUGUGUAAGAAAAAAAGAAACUAAAGAUGGAGCAGUACAAACUAUGCCAUCUAGAGUUUCACAAGGAGCUGCAGAUUUUGAAGAAACACUUUUUAUCAGGUGUCAUGUUUAUUAUACACCCGGGACGGGUACUAGUAAUGGAGGGGCUCGAUAUAAAUUCGAGCCCCGUCCAUUUUCCAUAUUUGUCUUUGCAGUUGAUGCAGAGGAACUUGAUUUUGGAAAAAACAUGGUUGAUUUGAGUGAAAUGAUUGAGGACUCAGUACAGAAGAGCUUUGAAGGAAAUCGAAUUCGCCAAUGGGAUACGAGUUAUACUCUAUCCGGGAAGGCGAAAGGAGGAGAGGUAGUUUUGAAAUUGGGAUUUCAGAUUAUGGAGAAGGAUGGUGGAGUUGGGAUUUAUAGCCAAGCUGAAGGGGGAACGAAAAACGCGAAGAGCUACUCAUCUUCAUUUGCUAGAAAGCAAUCGAAAACGUCUUUUAGCGUCCAGAGUCCAAGAAUGUCUAGUUUAAGUUCAGCUAAUUGGACUCCAUCACAAGCAGGAACAACAGCAAAUAUUCAAGGGAUUGAUGAGCUGAAUCUAGACGACGAGCCUGUAAAGGAGGAGCCAGAGUCGAAAGCAGAGGAUCUUGAUCUCCCUGAUUUCGAUAUUGUGGAUAAAGGAAUUGAAAUUCAAGAUAAAGGAGUUGAAAUGGAAGAUAAAGAUGAAGCAACAAAAGAAGUAGGAGAGGAUGAGGAAGAUGGAGACGAGCGAUCAGAAGGAAAUUCUGAUAAAAGAUCGGUAUCAUCUAGUCACGAGGUUGUUAAGGAAGUCGUGCACGAUCAAAUGCAUUUGACAAGAUUGUCAGCACUAGAUUCCAUUGCACAGCAAAUCAAAGCACUUGAAUCAAUGUUUAAAGAUGAAAACCAAGUUAAGAUGGAGGAGGAUGACUCUGAAUCCCAAAGGCUGGACGCGAAUGAGGAAACCGUGACAAGGGAAUUCCUCCAAAUGCUGGAAGAUCCAGGUGUUAGUCAGCUGAAGACGGAUAAUCAAGAAACCCCCGCGUUAAAGCUGCAAGGAGGAGGAGGAAAUGAAGAUAACGAAAAGAGAGAAUCGGGCAUAUUUAUACCUGAUCUUGCUAAGGGGUUAGGAUGUGUUGUUCAAACAAGAAAUGGUGGUUUUUUAGCAGCUAUGAAUCCUCUGAAUACUGCUGUUUUGAGAAAAGACACUCCGAAACUUGCAAUGCAGAUAUCAAAACCAUUUGUCCUUCCAUCUAUUCCGUCAUCUAUGAAUGGAUUCGAGUUGUUCCAGAGGAUGGCAGCUGUCGGACUAGAGGAAUUUACGUCCAAGAUCUUAUCGAUGAUGCCAAUGGAAGAGCUCGUGGGCAAGACAGCGGAGCAGAUAGCGUUUGAAGGCAUUGCUUCAGCAAUUAUUCAAGGGAGGAACAAAGAAGGAGGUGCCAGCUCAAGUGCUGCUGAAACAGUUGCAGUAGUGAAAUCAAUGGCAACAGCAAUGAACACGAGCAGGAACGAGAGGAUCUCUACGGGGAUAUGGAACAUCAGUGACAAACCGUUGACAGUGGAUGAGAUUCUUGCCUUCACACUGCAGAAAAUGGAGGCAAUGACAGUCGAAGCAUUGAAAAUUCAGGCAGAUAUACCGGAAGAAGAGGCUCCUUUCGACGUUUCAGCUAUCAAGAAAGAUGAUGAUGGUCACCCGUUGGACUCUGCUGUCCCACUCGAAGACUGGACGAAAGAUGACAAAAGUGAUAGUAUAAUGAUCUCAGUUGUGGUUCAACUGAGGGAUCCGUUGAGGCAAUUCGAGGCAGUUGGAGGACCUAUGAUAGCACUGGUUCAAGCAGUUCCUAUUGAUGAGGAAACUAACAACUUUGAUGAUGAGGAAGAGAAGUUUAAAAUCGCGUGUCUGGCUAUUGGAGGAUUGAAAGUCAGGAGAGGAGGGAGGAAGAACACGUGGGACACAGAAAAGCAGAAAUUGACAGCAAUGCAGUGGCUAGUAGCUUAUGGACUUGGUAAAAUGGGGAAGAAAGCAAAGAAAUCUUCACCACUAAAAGGCCAAGACUUGCUAUGGAGCAUAUCAUCGCGUGUAAUGGCAGAUAUGUGGCUGAAAUCGAUAAGAAAUCCGGAUAUCAAGUUCAUCAUGUAGACAGACAGACAGCAGCAAGGGUGGUGUAAAUCGUUUUUUCGUCAUUUUUU